Trichomonas vaginalis G3 is the source of this 930-nucleotide messenger RNA. RefSeq names its product lipase. The record is from RefSeq and is a predicted model, not a curated record. NCBI's taxonomy places the organism in Eukaryota, Parabasalia, Trichomonadida, Trichomonadidae. Bases 1 to 930 code for a protein of 309 amino acids. Gene Ontology annotation, biological process: lipid metabolic process. The transcript has a single exon.
AUGCCUGAUACAAGUCCCCUUUUAAACCUAACUCUUAUUAAUCUUGCCGCACAGUUUGCUCGUAAUGCAUACCACGGUGAAAAUACUUUUAAGGGUGGAAAAAUGCUGUUAAAAUCUUCAAAAGCCGGAGUAUUUAAACCAGGAUAUUACAUUUACGAAGUAAAUAAUACAUUAUUCAUCACUAUCAGAGGUUCUAGCUCAGUUGCUGACUGGGAUGCUAACCUCGAUUACAAGGAAAUUCAUGCAGAAUUUGGAAAAUAUAAAGUUAAUGUACAUAGAGGAUUCUAUCGCGCUGCUGAAAGCAUUUACAAUGAAAUCAAACCAGUAUUCCUUAACUAUAAUGGCAAUUUCGUUGUCUGCGGACACUCUCUUGGUGCAUCUGCAGCAACUCUUUUAACUUUCCGCGCAUUGACAGAUCCAGACCUUAAGAAGAAGUACAAUCGCAUCAGAUGCUAUGCAUUUGCACCCGCUCCGACAACUUCUAUGAUGCCAAAAGAAAUUCAAAACAAGAUUUUAUCAUUCGUCUACAACAACGAUAUUGUUCCAAAUCUUUCCAUCGCCAGCCUUCAUAGAAUGAUCAAGCAAUUCGUUCCAGGCGGAAAAAUGAAACCAUUCUUCCUCAAAUUCGGAAUUCGCUCUGCAUUGAAAUCAUUCUCAAAGAAGAAGAACCCAUUCUCCAGAAACAUGUACAAGGUACUCGAUAGAUCAAUCAGUUUCUUGGUUCGCGAUAUUAUCAAAUACGACAAGAAACAGAGCAAAUUAACAGUCACAAAACUACUUGGCAACAUCGUCCACCUCGAUGGAAAGGCCACAACACUUAAGGAUGCUUUAAUCAAACCAGGAAAAGUGUUUGGCGAAUUAGCACCUUCUUCCGUCACAGAUCACUAUCCUCACAAAUAUGUUAGGGCUUUGAGGGCAUUGACUGCUUAA